Molecule: messenger RNA, 750 nt
Organism: Ipomoea triloba (trilobed morning glory)
Lineage: Eukaryota; Viridiplantae; Streptophyta; Magnoliopsida; Solanales; Convolvulaceae
Exons: 1
Coding region: 1-750 (249 amino acids)
Molecular function (GO): nucleic acid binding; RNA-DNA hybrid ribonuclease activity
Source: RefSeq, a predicted model, not a curated record
AUGACUGCAUGGAAUGGAUUUACUGAUCAGAUUGGAGGGUCUCUUGUUUGUCUAGUAGAGUGUUACCUUCGGCUGAAUAAUGCUCAAAAAAUUAUUGAGUUGGCUGCUCGUAUUUGGGCUAUUUGGACUGCACGCAAUGACGCCUUAUGGAAUGCAAAGGUCUGGAAUGAUGUUUCUUUGAAGAAUUUUAUUGUUAAUUGUGUUAGUACAUGGCUGGAGUCAUAUCUCUCAACUAAUUUGUCAUUGCACGGGACUCCCAUCCAUGAAGUUGCUGUAUGGUCACCUCCACCUCUUGGUAUGGUAAAAUGUAACAUUGAUGCUUCUUUAUUGCAUGAUAAUGUGGGUUUUGGUGCAGUCAUACGUGAUCACUUUGGUCAUUUUGUGGCUGCCUUCAGUGGUCUUCUACCUUGUGCGAAAGAUCCUUAUCUUGCGGAGACAAUGGCGGUAAAGGAAGCACUUACAUGGAUAAAGAAUCGGGGUUAUAACAACAUUAUUGUGGAAUCUGAUUGCCAAAGCUUUUGUUUAAAUUUUAAUUCUGCUUGUAAUGACUUUUAUUACGUCGGUUUACUUAUUAAGCAAUGUCGGUAUAUUGCUAGUGGCAUUGGGAACAUUUCUGUUCGCCAUGUCAAUAGGUCAGCGAAUCAUGUAGCUCAUGUCCUUGCACGGGCGACUGGUUCUUCUUCUGUCCUUGGUGUGUGGGAUUUUGCCCCUCCUGAUUGUAUUUCGUCUUUUUUCAGGGAUUUAAUAUAA